GCGCCGCACAGGAAGUAGCGGCUGCGGGGGGCGGCGGGGCUGCCGCACUCCAUGAGCCAGGCUCCCGCAGCCGCCCGCCCCGCUCGCCCCUUCCCCGCCUCCCGGGGGGGCAGCGCCAGGCGGAGGCGGCCGCAGGACGCGCCGGUCCUUCCCGAGGAGGAGGAGGAGGAGGUGGUGGAGGCGGCUGCAGGCAAAUGAGAAAGCAAAUCUCUUGAAACAUAAACAGUGGUACUUCCCUGGAGGGAGGAGAUGGGAAUUCUCCUGGUGCUGUGAGUGUUGCCAGGUGUCAGAAGUGGUCCCCAGUGGUGGUGGACAAUUAUUCUGAGUGACGGCCCUUGCAAGCGCUUCUGAGUGGUUAUCAUGGGCUUCAUUGCCUUUCUGAAGACCCAGUUCAUAGUUCACCUCCUCAUUGGGUUUGUCUUUGUUGUGAGUGGACUGAUCAUUAACUUCAUUCAACUAUGCACACUAGUCCUCUGGCCCAUAAACAAGCAGUUUUAUCGCCGAGUAAAUUGUCGCCUUGCCUAUUCGCUUUGGAGCCAGUUGGUAAUGCUGCUGGAGUGGUGGUCAGGCACAGAGUGCACCUUGUUCUCCGACGAGGCUACAGUGAACACGUUUGGGAAAGAGCACGUCAUCAUCAUCUUGAACCACAACUUUGAAAUUGACUUCUUGUGCGGCUGGACUAUGACAGAACGCUUUGGAGUGCUAGGGAGUUCCAAAGUUCUUGCUAAAAGAGAGCUACUGUAUGUGCCCCUAAUUGGUUGGACGUGGUACUUCCUUGAGAUUGUUUUCUGCAAAAGGAAAUGGGAAGAAGACAGAGAUACGGUUAUUGAAGGAUUAAAACGUUUGGCGGAUUAUCCUGAGUAUAUGUGGUUUCUCCUGUACUGUGAAGGAACUCGUUUUACAGAGACCAAGCAUCGUAUCAGUAUGGAGGUAGCUGAAUCCAAGGGGUUGCCUAAACUGAAAUACCACCUGUUGCCCAGAACCAAAGGUUUCACCACUGCUGUCCAGUGUCUCAGGGGAACAGUUUCAGCAGUGUAUGAUGUAACACUAAAUUUCAGAGGAAACAAGAACCCGUCUUUAUUAGGAAUUCUUUAUGGAAAGAAAUAUGAAGCAGAUAUGUGUGUAAGGAGAUUUCCUCUGGAAGACAUCCCUCAAGAUGAAAAGGAAGCUGCAAACUGGCUUCAUAAGCUUUACCAGGAAAAGGAUGCUUUGCAAGAGAUGUAUAAUCAGGAAGGCAUAUUUCCUGGCCAGCAGUUUAAACCUCCUAGGAGACCGUGGACUCUCCUAAACUUUCUUUUUUGGGCCACAGUUCUCCUCUCUCCUCUCUUCACAUUUGGCUUUGGAGUUUUUGCAAGUGGAUCGCCUCUCCUUAUCCUUGCAUUCCUGGGACUUGUUGGAGCAGCUUCCUUUGGAGUUCGUAGACUGAUAGGAGUAACUGAAAUAGAAAAAGGCUCCAGCUAUGGCAACCAAGAAUUCAAGAAAAAGGAAUAACUGACAGCUGCAGUCCAGCACACGUAACCAGACUUUGGUAUCCAAUUAACUUCAGUUAAAAACCAACAACAAACACUUAGAAACUAUCUUUUUCUUAAUAACUGAUGACUAAUAUUAAUGAAUAAAACUUGAGCCAAGAAUGAAGAAGUUGGAGGCAUCAACUGAAGAGAACACAUCAACUUUCUGCCUGUUUAAGGGUUACUGUAGUCAAACUGUGGGAGAAAAUCUGGAGUGGGGUGGAAGAAGGAACUAAUUUUUGCUUUGUUGGGGAACAUGGGGGAGAAAAGAGGGCACUGGCCAUGGCCAUGUGCAUCUUCAGAUGACUGAAUACACUGGUUUCUGUCAAGAGCACUACACUCACUUUUACAACAGGAGCCACUGAAUGUUUCCUAUUGCUAAAGCCAACAUAAUGCUUGUUGAUUUCCAACUUUUUUUAUUAAUGAACGUGGAAAAAACAACCCUUCUUAAAUUAAUUGACAGGUUCUUUGGGUUAGAGUCAUUUUGCAAAGGCUAUUUGUCAUGACUACAGAUGAAAUCCUGUUUGUAUGUUACAUUGAUACUUGUUAUUUUCAGGCAACAACUUAGAACUUCUGUAAUGCAAGGGAACAGAUAGUGGGAGUUUGGAAGCAGUGUGUUACUGGUCAGCACAUACCAUAGAACAGAUCCACUAGUAUUAAAACAGUAUAAAAUUAUCAUUGUAUCUCCUGCUAACUGCUCAAGGCUGUUUAAUUUCAAAAUAUUACUUCAGUCUUGAGUGUUGUUUCCCCUGUUUCACAUCAAGUGUGAAAAUCUUGAAUCUGUUGGGCUUGUUUUGGUUUCUGAAUUAAUGCUGACUGUGGGACUUGGAGUUGUGCAAAGAAGGAAAUUUAUUCAAUUGUC
Molecule: messenger RNA, 2370 nt
Organism: Cuculus canorus (common cuckoo)
Lineage: Eukaryota; Metazoa; Chordata; Aves; Cuculiformes; Cuculidae
Gene: AGPAT3
Product: 1-acylglycerol-3-phosphate O-acyltransferase 3
Exons: 10
Coding region: 361-1491 (376 amino acids)
Cellular component (GO): endomembrane system; endoplasmic reticulum
Molecular function (GO): 1-acylglycerol-3-phosphate O-acyltransferase activity
Source: RefSeq, a predicted model, not a curated record